Drosophila melanogaster (fruit fly) is the source of this 3485-nucleotide messenger RNA. RefSeq names its product defective proboscis extension response 17 (gene dpr17). The record is from RefSeq and is marked reviewed. Bases 1054 to 3048 code for a protein of 664 amino acids. NCBI's taxonomy places the organism in Eukaryota, Metazoa, Arthropoda, Insecta, Diptera, Drosophilidae. The transcript has 7 exons.
UCAGUCGAAAAUUUGAAUCCGGUUCGCGCGGACGUGACUCGGAUGGUGGAAGGAAACCCAGACCGCAAACGAAACCGCAACCAGAAGUCAAUUUUACGCGUUUAUGUCUGAAAGGGACUUGUGCUGAAGAGGCGGGAGUUAGGAAAACAAAAUGUGACAACAGAAACGAAGAAAAAAGUUAAUGGAAAGUGGCAAAGAAAGAAAAGAAGAAUUAAGACAAAGUUAAACCACUUGAUGUCCUCUUGGGUGUCCUGUGUCCCGUGUCCUGCAGUGCCGCCUGUCGAGUGUCUUUUGCCGAAAUCACUUUUAAAAUUUGUUUGCUCCCGCCUUAUGCAAAUGGAUAUUAGAAUGCCGCGCUGAAUUGCGAAGCCGAGGAACAAAAACAGGACCGAAGAAAACAGAGGAUUUCUCCAAGGACGCGUAACGUAAAUGUAGUUAUUAGGGAUUAAACGGAUUUGUGCUGUUCAACAAAAUAAGUUUUGGAAGAGACCAAAAAGCUAAAUAAACAAAUUGGAUUACCAUGGAAUAAAGUCGAGUUCCGAUGCCAGUUUAUUUGUCUAUGCUGGUGCCACUGCAUCGCCAAUAAAAGUUUGCCACUCAACAAAGGCGAAAACACUUAAAUAAAUAUAUAAAUCAAGCAACACAAAAAUUGUGCAAAACCAAGUGCAGAGACCGAGUAAGCCAACAAUGGGUUUGCACGAAAAUCGCUUGAGAAAACGCAUCGAAAAACUUGUGGCCGACCCAUAAAGAAGAAUUGCAAUUUUUUGUCGAAAGCUAGAAAUAAAAUCAAAUGAAAUAAAAUAAAAUAAAAUGAAACAGUAUAGAGGUUAGAUAGAACCCAAAUGGAGGCAAGCCAGGACCCAAGCCAGCCCCAAGUGUAUUAAUUCAAUAAACCUAUUUAUCUGAGACUUCGACUGGGAUUUCGAGAACGGAGCAGAGAAUGCGACAAAGUUUGCCAGCCAAGACGGCGCAGUGCAAUCAGCAGAUCCUGUCUGUCCUGGUCCUGGCCCUCGCCCUGGUCUUGGUCCUAAGGAGCACGAGAAGCCAGAUUCGAUGCCGCAAACGAGUCCCAAUUGGAGGCAGGCGGACAAUGAGCGCACAAAAGGCGCUGUAAGUGUCAUUGCAGCCAGGAACUGGGCCACUGGGACUGCCACGCAGGACUGGAGCCAGAAGAGCAGCAGUAGCUGGAGCAGCACCAGUCGAAGAACCGGAAUCAGCAGAACCAGGACCAGGCCAGCCACGUUGACAACCGAGAUGACAGUGGCAGGACGAGCAGAACGAGCAGGAGUAGGAGCGCCGUGGUGUCGCCGAUUUUUCCAUACAUCCCCACUAGCGUCUUGGCUACGCAUCAGCUUCGUCCUUUUGGUCCUUCCAGCUCUCGGCUUUGGGAUACAAGUAGUCACCUGCAGCAAUCCGGAACUAGGAGCAAGUGCUCCAGAUCCAGUGGAUUUAACAUGGGGAGGGAAAAACACUGAGGGACAGCUUACGACGGCCACAAGAUCCACUCUGCCAGAUAGUCCAAUGACAACACAAAACGAUCUAAUUACGACAGCCAGCAACUUAGCGACAGCAAAAAAGCCAGCCACAGCAGCCUCAGAGGCAGUAGUAGAUACGGCAGAAACAGCAGAAACAGCACCACCGACUGAGGCAACCAGCUCAUGGAGCUCCACGGCCGUAGCCCGGGGCAUGUCAUCAGCAGAUGGAGCAGGGGAGGCGAUAGCAACCAGCCAGUCAGCACAAAUUGGGCUAACUACUCAGGCCACAGUACGGCAAACAGAAGCGCAGACAGCAUCAACAGCGACACAAGCCGCAGCAGCAACAUCAGCAGCAACAUCAGCGGCAAUAGCAUCAGCAGCAGCAGCAACAGAGACCGCAGCAGAGAUGCUCAUAUCAACAAUUUAUCCAGCAUCAACGGAAACGGAUUUGCACAACUCCAUUGAGCGAGUAGAGGGGCAACGUGGAAAGAUGGCGAACGCGUUUCAUCCGGGUGUCCCUGAUUCAUUGACCAAGGGCUUCUCCAUUCCGACCUUCCUGCCUCCAUUUCCCGUUUUCGCGGCUGCGGAUUUGCCAGCUUACCGCGCCGCUGCUGAUGCAGCCGAGGCGGCCAAGUUGGCGGCAGAGGCGGCGGCCCAGGCAGCGGCCGCCAAAACAUCCUCGGAAGCGGUGACAAUGUCGCCGGAGGAGCAGCGCCGUCAAAUGUUUAAUGAGCAGCACUCCUACCUGGCCGCCCACCGCGAUGGUGGCGAUGGGGCGGGGUCGGCGGUGCGGCGCAACCUGACAAUGCCCGUGCUAAACAUCACCGCUCAGAUGGGAAACCACGCCUACAUGCCGUGCCAGAUACAUCGAUUGUCGGAUAAACCCGUUUCAUGGGUGCGCAUGCGCGAUAACCACAUUAUCAGCGUGGACGAAACGACCUUUAUAGCGGAUGAGCGAUUCCAAUCGAUAUAUCAGGAGGAUCACGACUACACCUGGUCCCUGCAAAUCAAGUACGUGGAGCCAAGCGAUGCCGGAUGGUACGAGUGUCAGAUGGCAACAGAGCCAAAGCUGAGUGCCAAAGUUCACCUGCAGAUAGUCAAACCCAAGACUGAGCUGAUUGGUGAUCAGAGCCGCUUCGUGAAGGCGGGCAGCAAGGUGGCGCUGCACUGCAUCGUACGGGGCACCCUGGAUCCGCCCAAGUACAUAAUCUGGUUCCGGGGCCAGAAGAAGAUUAGCGAUAGUGACGAGCGAACUGGUUGGUAUACGCAGCUAGAUCGGAAUAUAUUUGGAACCGUGGGCGAUAAUCAAAACACGAUCGGCUCAUUAAUUAUACCGCUCGUGCGAAAGGAGGAUUCCGGCAAUUAUACGUGCCAGCCAUCGAACAGCGUCUCCGUGUCCGUGGACCUGCACGUGCUAAGCGGUGAAUAUUCCGCAUCGGCCAUCAUGUCAACGGCGGCAAGGACGACGAAAGGCGGGAGGAGCACGUGCCACUCGACGCUGGGACUCCUGGGAAUCCUUGGACUCCUAUGGGCGAUGCAGGGAGCGAUGCACACACCGCCGACCCAGACGUGACUCGCCUAUUGAACGAACGCCUGGUCGCGGCGUCCGACUUCCAAUUAUUUGUAAGCUUUUGCGCCAUCUGCAGUUACGUAAUUUAGGUUAGAGAUUAAUUAAAGGCGGCCUUGUAAAUAGCGGAGAUGACAACAGAGGCAGAAGGUGGAGCUGGAGCAGGAGCAGGAGCAGGAGCCCAGUCGAAACCGAAUUGACGAUUCUGUAAUUAGGUUAAACGUUGCCAUAACUCUCAUGUCUGCGUGUCUCACAUUAUCCCCAUACCAUACUGCAUUAAAUCUAAUGUAAAAUUCAAUUUAAGCAGACCCCAUUUCAAGUUGUGAAAUCGAAUCAAUAAUUAGAUUAUUGUCGGAGAGAAAUAUUAUUAAAUGAAAAUAAUAAAACUGAAUCAUAAAAAUCCAUCAUAAAUAACAGGCAUUCAAUAAAUCAUGUGAAACUUU